Messenger RNA from Xyrauchen texanus (razorback sucker), 1727 nucleotides. RefSeq names its product 5-hydroxytryptamine receptor 3A-like. Gene Ontology annotation, cellular component: synapse; neuron projection; membrane. NCBI's taxonomy places the organism in Eukaryota, Metazoa, Chordata, Actinopteri, Cypriniformes, Catostomidae. Gene Ontology annotation, biological process: monoatomic ion transmembrane transport; regulation of membrane potential; signal transduction. The record is from RefSeq and is a predicted model, not a curated record. Gene Ontology annotation, molecular function: extracellular ligand-gated monoatomic ion channel activity; neurotransmitter receptor activity; transmembrane signaling receptor activity. The transcript has 10 exons. Bases 47 to 1420 code for a protein of 457 amino acids.
ACAGCUGAAGUUCGUGAAGUUUUUGGGGAGUUUGACACUUUUCUUCAUGUCUGCUAGCAAUGAGUCUAAAAUGGUUCUUAAAAGCAAAAUCUCAUUGUUUCUCCUCAUCUUUUCAUCUAUGAUUGGUCUUGUAGUGAUGACAAGUGGAAAUCAAACAAUUUCAUGUAAUAGUCGGUGUCUAGCAAAUUCUAUAAUUGCUAAGAAACUGAAGAAUGCACCGCAGGGUGAUAACUGUGACGUCUCUGUUACCAUCACUUCAAUACAGUAUGAGAUGCUGUCUUUUGAUACAAAGGACAUGCAAAUGAACAACCUUAUCAAGUUAAACUUGCGUUGGAGGGAUCCUGAGCUUGGGUGGAAUAAAACAAUAAAUAACAUUUCUGCAAUUUUGUUGCCGGUUGAUAAAAUCUGGACUCCUGGGAUAGUUUUUGAGAAUGCAAUAUAUGAAACUGAAAAGCCAUACACUAGUGAUGUAAAAGUAACUCAGAAUGGAAAUGUGGACCAUGCAAUUAUCGUUUCCUUGGGAGUAAGCUGUGACAUCAGCCUUUUUUACUACCCCUUUGUGGUUGGGGAGUGUAGUGUGGGCAUUAAUGGAUGGAACCAGAGUGGUUGUGGGCUUACACUCAAGCUUCCUGGUAAAGAUAACUUAUCUUUGAUUGGAGGUUCUGAAGGAGAGUGGAUGGUAGUGAGCGUGCAAGUAACAAACGAUAUACUGUUUGAAAACCGCACCUAUCUCUCAGUCAAGUUAUCCAUUAAUCCUUUCAGCGCUACUAUGACCCUGAUCCUUCCCAGUGUACUGAUAAUGCUGGCCGACCUGGUGAGCUUUGCUUUGCCUGUUUAUGGAGGAGAACGCAACAACCUGAAGGUCACAUUGGUCCUGAGCUUAACCAUGUUCCUCCUCAUCCUCAACGACCGUCUUCCCAGUGGUGGAAGGUGUAGCCCUCUCCUUCAUUAUCACUUCUGCUUCUGUCUGGUCUCUUUGGUCUUGAGUAUGGUGGCUUCCAUAGUGCUAACACGCCUGGCUUUAGAAGACAACAUCAUGUUUUGUAGACACUCGAAGAGCACCAAAAAAAAGCAUUGCAGAAUGGAUCAGGUAGAAGAGAUUGAUGCGAUUGCAACAACCAAGUCUGAUGAUCUGGCUUCAGAGACGGCUUCACUCCAGAAAAUAGUGAACUUUUUGGAGAACAUUGAUUAUAAAGAGGAAGUGACAGAUAGCAAUGAGGAUUUUGCAGAACGCAUGGACAAAAUCUGUUUUUGGUUUUUUUUCUUAAUGUACAUAAUUUACUUCAUAAGUCUUUGUAUUAUCACCAGAACAGAGAUUUGUAAAGCCCAAAAGACAAUUCCCUGGGAUAAUGACAAUUCUUUCGAUCAUGGAUAUUGGUAUUUUUAUAAUGACACAGAAACUUAUUACUAUUUUUAUUAAUUAAUACAAACAAUACUAUGGUUUGAUUUAUAUAAAUUUUUCAUCACCAAUCAUCAUGUAUCCAUUUCUGUAUGUUUUCUGUGAAACAGAUUUUGAUUUGUUGUAUUGUCUAGUGUAAUAACUUUAUUACGUAGGGUAGAUUUUUCAAAGGUAUAAAGAACUGUAAACAUCUAUUUAUGCAUUUAUUGGAAUACUUGCAACGACUGUGUGAAAAUGGUGAUAUCAAACAGUUAUGCCAUACAAUUAACACUUAUAUAAAUAAUAGCUAACAAUAAAUACAAAAGCAGCAGUUUUUACAGAUAUAAUA